Molecule: messenger RNA, 1683 nt
Organism: Dermacentor albipictus
Lineage: Eukaryota; Metazoa; Arthropoda; Arachnida; Ixodida; Ixodidae
Product: RNA-binding protein 14-like
Source: RefSeq, a predicted model, not a curated record
AUGGUAGGACCUGAAAAUCAUCCAAGCUUGCCAAAGCCUCUUCCUGUCCCCGUACUCUGCGUCCAGAGGAGACCUGGAACUCGCACAAGGCUCCCGCCACCGGGCAAGCCAGGGCCACCAGCUGCUCUUGUGGCCGACCGGGAUAUUCGGAACCCGGAGCCCCUGAAACGCAACCGAGUCCGCCUUCUGUUCGCUUCCAACAGCCACGGGCAAGACAACCUCCGAAACGUUGCGAUCCGUACUUGCAUCAUUCUAGCUCUUGCCACUAGAGUUUUCGCUGGAUUUUGUGACUGUGGGGUCGGCUUGGCUGCCACCUCGGCAGUCAGAGCUGUUCCGCACGCUACUUCAAUAGCUCCUGCCAUUGCCACUCCGGUUGACACGUACGCCACUGGUCCAGCCGCCACCAAGUCUGCAAGCACCUACACCACUGCUCCAGUUGUCGCUGCUGCUUCAGCUGUCAGGAAAGUCGCCUCUUCCGACGCCGCAGCUCCAGCUGUCCCCAAGGUUGCCUCAACCUACUCUGCUCCUCCAGCUGUCACCAAAGUUGCCACCACCACUGCUCCAGCUGUCACCAAGGUCACCACUACUAAUGCCACGGCUGCAGCUAUUGGCUUUCUCGAUGAAUCCGCAGCUGCCAGCUAUGGUGCUGCUCCUUUUGUUUUCGCUGGAGCAGCCUUGACGAAUUUCGCUUCCAGCUACGCCAACGCUCCAGCAGUGGCCGCUGCCACUAAAGGUCCAGUUUCCAGCUAUGCCGCAGCUCCAGCCUUGGCCAAGUUUGGUACCAGCUACGCCGAUACUCCAGCUGCUGAUGCUGUCGCCCAAGCCCCGUUUGCCAGUUAUGCCGCAGCUCCAGGCUUGGCCAAGUUUGGUACCAGCUACGCCGCUACUUCAGCUGCUGAUGCUGUCGCCCAAGCCACGUUUGCCAGCUAUGCCGCAGCUCCAGCCUUCGCCAAGUUUGGUACCAGCUACGCCGCUACUCCAGCUGCUGAUGCUGUCACCCAAGCCCCGUUUGCCAGCUAUGCCGCAGCUCCAGCCUUGGCCAAGUUUGGUACCAGCUACGCCCCUACUCCAGCUGCUGAUGCUGUCGCCCAAGCCCCGUUUGCCAUCUAUGCCGCAGCUCCAGCCUUGGCCAAGUUUGGUACCAGCUACGCCCCUACUCCAGCUGCUGAUGCUGUCGCCCAAGCCCCGUUUGCCAUCUAUGCCGCAGCUCCAGCCUUGGCCAAGUUUGGUACCAGCUACGCUGCUACUCCAGCUGCUGAUGCUGUCACCCAAGCCCAUUUUGCCAGUUAUGACGCUGCUCCAGCCCUAACCAACUUACACUACACUGCUGAUGCAGCUGUUGCUAACAACACGCACAAUUCACCAGUUGCCGCCUACUCCACAGUUCCUGAUGUGCAUAAUGGUGUUGGUGCUGGCAUUAUCGCUGCCCCAGCCCUCGCGUUAGACCAAGCUGUCCCAGCCGUCACCGCCGUGUCUGCUGUCCCAGCUCUUGCUGCCUACCCCAUUCCAGUCUACUAUGGCUACGGUGUUGGAGCCCUCGGCUAUGGUGUUGGCGACUACAGUUACGGCCAUGGUCUCCUUGGUUACGGACUGAAUUACGGCUACGGCCUUGGCACUCCAUUCCAUUACGGUGUUCUCCUGCGAAAGAAAUAUGAGUUAGAAGACAACAAAAAAGAUCAAUAA